GGCUGCCUUUGCCAUAUGACCCAGCUCCUUCCAGCCAGGGAGAUUAAAACAGCUAGUUAAUUUCUUCUAUUUGCAGGAGUCAGAAACGCCUUUGGGAUCUCUGGGUUUUAACUGGUUCUGACACAGGAGGAAAAGCCCCAGCUGCCAAGAUGUCCAGCAAGAGAGCCAAGGCCAAAACCACCAAGAAGCGCCCCCAGCGCGCCACUUCCAAUGUCUUUGCCAUGUUUGACCAGUCGCAAAUCCAGGAGUUCAAGGAGGCUUUCAACAUGAUUGACCAGAACCGCGAUGGCUUCAUCGACAAGGAGGACCUGCAUGACAUGCUGGCAUCCUUAGGGAAGAACCCCACCGACGAGUACCUGGAGGGCAUGAUGAGCGAGGCACCAGGUCCCAUCAACUUCACCAUGUUCCUCACCAUGUUCGGAGAGAAGCUGAAUGGCACCGACCCAGAAGACGUUAUCCGCAAUGCCUUCGCCUGCUUCGACGAGGACGCCACAGGUUUCAUCCAUGAAGACCACCUGCGGGAGCUGCUCACCACCAUGGGGGACAGGUUCACGGACGAGGAGGUGGACGAGAUGUACCGAGAGGCCCCCAUCGAUAAGAAGGGCAACUUCAACUACGUGGAGUUCACCCGCAUCCUGAAGCACGGUGCCAAAGACAAGGAUGACUAGAGCAGAGAGGCGCCCACCCCACCUUGUGUACACCUGCUGUGCCCCUCCCCCCGAGCACCCGUGCUGCCUCUGGGCCAGAGUCCCAGCAGGCCAAUCCCUUGGGAAAUGCCUGAAAGCACAAGCCAUGGGGCCUUGCCCCUGCUCUGCCCUAGGGACGCGCUGGCCCACUCACCAAUGCCCCUCCCAGGAGAAGAUGCUCCCGUCCCUCAGCCCUUCGAGCACAUCAGCCAUUCCUAGACUCGUUCCCCUGGUUGGCUGCCGGCCAGUCCAGGUGGCUCCCGUCCCCCCACAGAUCUGGCCUCCCGAAUUUGAGCGCUGCGUAGGAGCAGUGACCGGAGGGGAGGGGAUAGUUACCAGGGCGCCGCCCGCCAAGUGCUGGAGAAUCUGGCAAUGUGCCACGGCCGGCCAGAGUGGCAGCACCUGAGGGCCCUGCGGAGAUUUCUGCUUAGCCCCUGGCUGCAGAAUCUCUUCCCAGCCAGACCACCCCAGGCCUCUCCCUCUGGUUGAGAGCAUGCUCAUGCUGGAGUCUGAUCCACUGGGAGUCCCUCCUCGGUGCGGCCCUGCCUGCCUGCUCCACCCCGCUCUGCACACCUGACUUGCACUUAGCACCUUUCACCUGAGCCUAGCAGAGCACAGGCACCCGG
Molecule: messenger RNA, 1312 nt
Organism: Pelodiscus sinensis (Chinese soft-shelled turtle)
Lineage: Eukaryota; Metazoa; Chordata; Testudines; Trionychidae
Gene: MYL9
Product: myosin light chain 9
Molecular function (GO): calcium ion binding
Source: RefSeq, a predicted model, not a curated record